This is a messenger RNA of Solenopsis invicta (red fire ant), 2342 nucleotides long. RefSeq lists its product as uncharacterized. Gene Ontology annotation, cellular component: nucleus. Gene Ontology annotation, biological process: regulation of transcription by RNA polymerase II. Gene Ontology annotation, molecular function: RNA polymerase II cis-regulatory region sequence-specific DNA binding; DNA-binding transcription factor activity, RNA polymerase II-specific. NCBI's taxonomy places the organism in Eukaryota, Metazoa, Arthropoda, Insecta, Hymenoptera, Formicidae. The record is from RefSeq and is a predicted model, not a curated record.
AUUACAGGUGCAUACGUGUUUUAAUCUUGCUUCAUGGGACAGAGCGAUGCUUAUUUCUACCAAAUUCUUUCAUUUCGCACAAAAACGCGUCAAACGAACUUAAUUUCAUCGAAAUUGGAGAUGAGGAGAAAUGUUCUAAAUAAAUAGUGAUGUGCAAUAUGAUAUGCUCAGAUUUGUCCAAUACUAAUGAAUUUUACCAAGUCAAUCUACCUGAACGUACCUAUAGCAGUAGGAAGUUUAAGCUUAAAAAGAAAUUAAAACUCGAAGAACUCAAGGACCUCGACAGCAAAGAUAUUGUCUUCUACCAGGACAGUGCUCACCCCCAUAUGAGCGAGUUUAGAAAAAUUGAAGAGCUUAAUUCUUUUGUGCCUGGUGGACAAGUCGGAGUUGCUACCAAUGUAUUAACAAAAACACAAAACCAGGUUCACAGCUUCGAAACUGUGUUCGACUUUACCAAAAAGAUACGACGAAAUAGACUUUUAAUACACCUUACACAAUUUAUUGACAAAUUUUCUACGCGGGGACAACAGGCGAUAGUGUUAGUGGUUACGCCAGACAAACCAAAUAGUAGAUACAAUGUUUUUGGGACAAAAUCUUUAAAGGCUGUAGUUAAAAAUCUAAGGACCGUUAUCAUGGAGGAACUGGAGGAUGAACUUGCGCAAGAAGUACCAACGUCUGUGCAAAAUCAAUUAACCAAAUUACCACCACUUGUAAUCGAUGGUAUAAUGACCCCGGUGCAGAUGAUGACACAGCGACAACUUAGGUUGUUCAUCCCGUUGAUGUUAAAGUAUUCCACAGGCAGAAAAAAGCUUGGUUGGGGAAUAAAAAAUGCAUGCCCUCCUUGGUGGCCCAAAAAAUUACGUUGGAUUGAUAUCCGGGCAGGCGAUACGCGAUCGAAGGAUGAAAAACGAAAAAUCUCUUGGACUGCUGUAUUACGGAAAAUUGUAAUAAAGUGUUACAAAUAUCACGGAAGAGAAGACCUUUUGCACACUUUUAGUGAAGAUAUGAAAUCUAAUGUUAAAACACAACAAGCGACGCCUUAUUCUUCAUCGCAUCCUUCGUUGAAUCAAAAGCAAAAUAAAAGAAAACAAUCGCAACAGCAGCAAGCGAUGGAAGUUGUUUGCUUCAACAACACGGAUUCAUCUAAGGAAAACUCUUUGCCAGCACAUAUCAUUCCUCAAGCUCUUGUCAUUACUAUUCAGCAAACUAUUGAUGAUUUUGUUACGCGAGGAGAACAGGCAGUAAUGUUAGUGGCUAUGCCAGACAAACCAAAUAGUAUUUACGAAGUCUUUGGAACAAAACCCUUAGAAGUUGUAAUUAAAAAUCUAAGGACCGUUAUCAUCAAGGAACUAGAGAACGCACUUACGCAACAAGUGCCGUCGCCUGUACAGGAUGAUCCAUCAUUAUUCGAAUUACCACCACUUGUAAUUAAUGGUAUACUGACCCCAGUAGAGAAGAUGACACGGGAGCAUCUUAAGACGUUCAUGCCGUUGUUAUUAAAGUAUUCAACAUGUAAAGAAAAGCAUUGCUGGGGGAGAAAUAGACGACCUCCUUGGUGGCCCUUAGAAGUAUCUUGGUCUCAUGACUGGUGGAAGGAUGUUCGAUCGGAGGAUUUGAAACGAAAAGUCCCUUGGAUUGAUUUAUUGCGGCAAAUUGUAAUAAAUUGUUACAAACACCAUGGAAGAGAAGAUCUUCUGCCAACCUUUAGUGAAGAUGACGAAUCCAAUGUUAUAAUGCAACAAGCGACGCUUGAUUCUUCAUCGCAUCCUUCUUUGAGUCAGGGGCAGAAUGGGGAACACCUCAACAGCACAGAUUCAUCUAAUGAAAACUCUUCGCGAGCACAAAUCAUUGACGCGUCUCUCAUAACUCUUACCACUGCUACUCAGCAGAUGACAGCCCAAUAUCCGACAACUCUAUUGCAGACAAUAAUCAAUCCAGAUGAAACAGUUUCCAUCAUACAGGUGGAUCCUAGUGGCGCACCAAUUACUAUGUUACCAGCUAACACAAUAACCCAAAAAGUUGUUACUAUCCAUACAAUUCAAGUUGUAAAAACAUUAACAGAAGUAGCUGGCAAUACAAAAGGCGCUACCGCAGCCAUUAAUUUGAAUGCCGUAACAGAAGCAAUAUCAGGUCAAGAUAGCCAGAUCAUCCGAGGAAAAUGGAAAACAGUUUUUUAUAGACUCUACACCGUCCAGGCUCACCAACUAGGAGCAAGUUGAGCAGUAACUCGUUUUUGGCCCUGGAUCAUUAUUUUAUGUAAAAAGAAUUAAAAAAGAAUGUAAUAAUGGUUUAAAUUCAUUAAAUGCAAUAUUACAAGUGUCCUUGUAAUAUUUUCAGUAAUA